AUGUCUGGAAACCAAAGCAACACAAGUGAAAACCAUUGUAUUUUUGACAACAAUAGCUUGAUCUUCACUCUGGUUCCACCCUACAUCCUGGUCAUCAGCGUGCUUGGAAUCAUCUUUAAUGUGUUUGUGCUGAUGGUUUUCUGCCUCCACAAGAAGGCCUGCGCUGUGGCUGAGAUCUACCUGAGCAACCUGGCUGGAGCUGACCUCGCUCUGGUGUGCUGUUUGCCCUUCUGGGCUGAAAAUGUAAGAAAGAGAUACGACUGGCCUUUCAGUGACAGCCUGUGCAAAGUGUCAUCAGCUGUUAUCUACAUGAAUGCAUUCUGCAGUAUUUACUUCCUUGUUCUGGUUAGCAUAGAUCGUUAUGUGGCACUGGUGCACCCGCUUUCCCAUGAGAGGAUACGUCAGCCAUUCUAUGCCAAAUUGGGAUGUCUGUUUGUGUGGAUUCUUGGCUUGGUCUUUGCUCUCCCCAUAUUCAUCUACAGGAAGUCAGAAUUCAACCCUCAGUCAAAUCUUACUCAAUGUUCACUUGACUUACCUUCACAAAAUCAAUAUCUGGCAUAUGAGGUGAUAACCAUAAUUUUCAGCUUCAUCAUCCCUAUUAUCAUUAUUUCCUUCUGCACUGUCAGAAUUUUUCAGUCACUGAGUAACAGGCUAAUGGAGGGUUUAAACACUAAGAAAAUGGAGCAGAAGGCCACCACUCUCAUCCUGGCAGUUCUCCUGGCAUUCCUGAUCUGCUGGGUGCCAUUUCACGUGACAAAGAUACUAGAUGUGCUCCAAUACACUGGCAUUCUGAAAUGUCACAUCACAUUGAUCAUCAUCCAACAGAUCUCUGUGUACUUUGCCUUCUUCAACAGUGUCCUUAACCCGAUUCUCUACGUCAUUGCUGGAAAAAACUUCAGAAGAAGAGCUAAGGAACUCUCCAAGCAGUGGAACAAUAAGACUACAGAAACAUUCAGCCUCAUGUCAACUCGCAUGACGACUCUGAGGCUGACAAAGUCUCAAGCUGCUCUGUGA
This is a messenger RNA of Pelmatolapia mariae (spotted tilapia), 1014 nucleotides long. Its product is annotated as B2 bradykinin receptor-like. Lineage: Eukaryota; Metazoa; Chordata; Actinopteri; Cichliformes; Cichlidae. Gene Ontology annotation, cellular component: membrane; external side of plasma membrane. The coding region runs from base 1 to 1014 and encodes 337 amino acids. The record is from RefSeq and is a predicted model, not a curated record. The transcript has a single exon. Gene Ontology annotation, biological process: cell chemotaxis; G protein-coupled receptor signaling pathway; calcium-mediated signaling. Gene Ontology annotation, molecular function: C-C chemokine binding; C-C chemokine receptor activity; bradykinin receptor activity.